CUAUCUUGGAUUUGCUCUGAGAUUUGAAAUCUUGAAUUUGCUGCUCUCUUUUUUGUUGUUUCUGCUCGAUGAUAUCAAACAAGAAAGCAUCUGCUUCUGCUUCUGCGGCAACAGCGAACGUCGUUGGAGGGAAGACGGCGAGAGCGUGUGACAGCUGUAUAAAGAAGAGGGCUAGAUGGUACUGUGCUGCUGACGAUGCUUUUCUAUGUCAAGCGUGCGACUCCUCCGUGCACUCAGCCAACCAGUUGGCUAGGAGACAUGAACGCGUCCGGUUGAAAACUGCGUCUUCGAUCAAGUCCACUACCAACUCCGGGAGUUGUGACAAAUCCGAAGUGCCAUCAUGGCACCGAGGGUUCACGAGGAAACCGCGGACACCGCGGGGGCAAGGCAAGUCUGCGGCUCCUCGGAACCGAUUUCCUCUUGUUCCGGAAGUCGGAGCGGACGACCUGUCGUAUGAGGAGAACGAGGAGGAGCAGCUUCUAUAUAGAGUUCCGAUAUACGAUCCCUUUGUUGCGGAGCUCUGCACUUCUCCUAAUUCCAACGCUGUUUCCAACGAUCUCAAUGGAAACGAAUCCAAAGCGGUUUCGAUGCCUAAUUACUAUGGUGUGGGAAAUAGAAACUCACCUUCAUCACAUGGAUUUGAUCUUCCGAGUGAUAUGGAUCUGGCAGAGUUUGCAGCUGAUGUUGAUAGCUUAUUGGGGAGAGGGCUCGAUGAUCAUGAGUGUUUUGGUAUGGAAGGGUUGGGAUUAACGGAUUGUCAUGAAAAGGAAUCCACGACUACGGAGGAGGGUACUACCGAAAGAGUGAAGGUUGAAGAUGAGGAAGAUGCUUAUAUGGCGUGCCAAGCUGAGACGGAGAUGGAUUUGAUGAGGGAGCCUUUUGUGUUGAACUUUGAAGACUACGACGACUCGCCUGCCUCCUGCGCCGAAGAUGAAGAGGAGGAGGAGGAGGAGGAUCAUAAACUGGGAGUGAGAAUGAGUCAUGGUGAGACGAAGAGUAGUUGUCAAGAGCAUAAAAGUUGCAAGAAGAGGAAGAUAUUUUUGAGGCUGGAUUACGAUGAGGUGAUUACCAAAUGGGAUAGCCAAAGUAAUGGAUCUCCGUUUGCAUUUGGAGAUCGGCCCGAUAUUGAUUACGACUGCCUACCUGACUUCAUGGGCACUGCAAGUGGAGCCGAGUUACUUCAUUACCCCUACGGAGAUUUGAACAGAGUAAUUGGGUUACAUCCGACAAUGACCGAUGGAGGGAGAGAGGCGAGGGUGUCAAGGUACAGAGAAAAGAGGAGGACGAGGCUGUUCUCGAAGAAAAUAAGAUACGAAGUCAGGAAACUGAAUGCUGAGAAGAGGCCGAGAAUGAAAGGUAGAUUUGUAAAGAGAGCUUCAUUUGCAGCUACAGGAUCUACAUUUCCUAUGCUUACUAAAUGAGUCAUGGAA
This is a messenger RNA of Fragaria vesca subsp. vesca, 1430 nucleotides long. Its product is annotated as zinc finger protein CONSTANS-LIKE 16-like. Gene Ontology annotation, biological process: regulation of DNA-templated transcription. Gene Ontology annotation, molecular function: zinc ion binding; protein binding. The transcript has 2 exons. Gene Ontology annotation, cellular component: nucleus. NCBI's taxonomy places the organism in Eukaryota, Viridiplantae, Streptophyta, Magnoliopsida, Rosales, Rosaceae. The coding region runs from base 69 to 1421 and encodes 450 amino acids. The record is from RefSeq and is a predicted model, not a curated record.